Antechinus flavipes (yellow-footed antechinus) is the source of this 1175-nucleotide messenger RNA. RefSeq names its product receptor accessory protein 6 (gene REEP6). The record is from RefSeq and is a predicted model, not a curated record. The coding region runs from base 152 to 778 and encodes 208 amino acids. NCBI's taxonomy places the organism in Eukaryota, Metazoa, Chordata, Mammalia, Dasyuromorphia, Dasyuridae. The transcript has 6 exons.
UCGGGACCGGAGGAGUGGAGGUCCUGGGAGCCUGGAGAGGGAGACGCCAGUAGCACCGCUGCAGAGCAGCGGAGGAGCCCUGGAGGUCACCCCUCGGACCCGGGUCCAGUCAUCCUCCGUACCCGACCCUCCCCGCCCCGUCUCGGGAGCCAUGGCUAGCUUGAGGCAACGCUUCCAGAGGUUCCUGGAGCAGAAAAACAUUGUCACCGAUGCCCUGGGGAAGCUGGAGGAGAUCACGGGGGUCAGAAAGUACUACUUGGCUACAGGUUCCAUUGCCUUCGUGGCCCUCUAUCUCAUAUUUGGCUAUGGUGCCUCCCUGCUCUGCAAUCUCAUCGGAUUCAUGUACCCAGCAUAUGCCUCCAUCAAGGCCAUUGAAAGCCCCAACAAGGAUGAUGAUACCAUCUGGCUCACCUACUGGGUGGUAUAUAGCAUAUUUGGCCUGGCUGAGUUUUUCUCUGACAUCUUUCUUUUCUGGUUCCCCUUCUACUAUGCAGGGAAGUGUGCCUUCUUGCUAUGGUGCAUGCUUCCAGUGACCUGUAAUGGCUCCCAGAUUCUGUAUCAUCGCCUGAUCCGCCCCAUCUUCCUGAGGCAUCAGGCUUCCAUGGACAGCCUGGUGACUGACCUGAGUGGACGAGCCCUGGACACAGCAGCCAAUCUGACCCGGGAAGUCCUCCAGGCCUUGUCUCACAGCCGGACACUGCUGACCUCCCAGGUGGCUCCUCAGCUCUCUCAGGAGGCUCCCAACCAAGGCAGGCAUGACUCACCUACAGAAGAAUAAGUGAAGAGAUCACCCCUGAGCCAGAGGCUUCGAAUGACUGGACACCCUCCUUCCAGCCCCUAAUCCUGGCCUGGGUCUGAGAAGCUGACCCCUCCCAGCUGCACCUCCCCAAUCAACUUCACCCUCUUGGGCCUUAGGGCAUCAGAAAAGUCUCCCCAGGUGGGAGAUGAUAGGGUGGACAUGGGGGGCCUCUGCCCAUCUAGGUUCUGCCGGCACCCACUAAGGGCCUGCCGGUGCUCGGACUGCUCUACUAGACCACUGACCUCUGCCUCUGGUCCCUUCCAUCCGCCACUGGCCUCCCCACAGGACUCUUGAUGUGUUCUGGCUAUUCCAGCUGCCCAUGUAUUUAAAAAAAAAAAAAAAAAGUCCUACACAGGCCAAACUUGUUAGACCUCAA